Molecule: messenger RNA, 1838 nt
Organism: Odontomachus brunneus
Lineage: Eukaryota; Metazoa; Arthropoda; Insecta; Hymenoptera; Formicidae
Product: alpha-L-fucosidase-like
Exons: 7
Coding region: 217-1683 (488 amino acids)
Biological process (GO): fucose metabolic process; glycoside catabolic process
Cellular component (GO): lysosome
Molecular function (GO): alpha-L-fucosidase activity
Source: RefSeq, a predicted model, not a curated record
AUCUACUAAAAUCCGCCCAUUAACAUCAACUAAGCUGUUCAUUAAGUAAAUCAGAUCUGCUAUGGCUUCGUGUACAGUUCCGCUAAAGGUGCCACUAUGCAGAUCCUUAGCAGCACAAGUGACUUCUAGUUGGAAGUAGCAGAUGCCUCGUAGACCAUAAUACACGAAAGUAAGAGCUUCGCUGGCGAGAUUUGAUGCAGCAGAUGCGAAUAAAAGAUGCAUUCGGCGAACACUGCUUUCAGUAUAACUUCUGCUGACAGAAUGACUCUGUUUGUACAUAUUUUGUACGCCGUGUUGAUCUUAUGCGUGUUGGCAGAUGAUCAAUGUUUUGUGAUAACUAAACGUGAUGAAAAUAGUCAAAUUAAUUUUCCGUCAGUUUCGACGACUGUGAUCAAGUAUUUGCCAACUUGGGAUAGUCUAGACAGUCGCCCACUUCCACCUUGGUACGAUGAAGCAAAAUUAGGAAUUUUCAUUCACUGGGGUGUCUUCAGUGUGCCCAGCUUUGGCUCUGAAUGGUUUUGGAGUAAUUGGAAAGAAGAAACUACAAAUACAAAAUAUCGUGACUUUAUGAAAGAAAGAUAUCCCCCCAACUUUACCUAUCAAGACUUUGCACAUGAAUUUACUGCUGAAUUCUUCAAUGCGACCCAGUGGAGUGAAAUAUUCCAAGCAUCAGGUGCAAGAUACGUUGUAUUGACAAGCAAACAUCAUGAAGGAUAUACAUUGUGGCCAUCAAGGUAUUCGUUCAGCUGGAAUGCUAUGGAUGUGGGACCUCGAAAGGAUCUUGUUGGUGAACUGGCACAAGCCAUUAGAAGCAAAACUGACAUAAAAUUUGGCCUUUACCAUUCUAUGUUUGAAUGGUAUAAUCCUCUUUAUCUGGCAGACAAGAAGAAUAAUUUUACAACAGAUACAUUUGUAACUCAAAAGACAAUGCCAGAAUUACAAGAGUUAGUAGAAACAUAUAAGCCAGAGAUAGUGUGGUCUGAUGGUGAUUGGGAAGCAUCUGACUCUUACUGGAAAUCAAAGGAAUUUCUAGCAUGGUUGUAUAAUGAAAGUCCAGUAAAAGAUACAGUGGUGGUGAAUGAUAGAUGGGGUAGUAAUAUGGCAUGCCAUCAUGGUGGUUUUUAUACAUGUACAGAUCGUUUUAACCCUGGUGUACUUCUCGAACACAAAUGGGAGAAUUGUAUGACCAUCGACAAAAUAUCAUGGGGAUUUCGUAGAAACGCCGUUUUUGCAGAAUAUUACACACUGGAGGGAUUAGUGGGAGAAUUGGUAACCACCGUAAGUUGUGGUGGGAACUUGUUAAUGAAUGUUGGACCGACAAAAGAUGGCAUUAUUUCGCCGAUAUUUGAAGAAAGACUACGUGAAAUGGGUGCUUGGUUAACGAUUAACGGAGAGGCUAUUUAUGAUACUAAACCUUGGUCUGUGCAAAAUGAUACCUUAACAGGCACUGUCUGGUACACACAAAGUAAAGAUAACAAACAACUUUAUGCUUCGAUUUUACAAUGGCCAAAUGAUGAUAUAUUGUAUUUGGGGUCACUUAAACCAUCAGAAAAUUCUCAAAUCUAUCUACUUGGUUAUCCGUCGGCUAUCGAUUGGAAACAAACUGAUGAUAAAUUAACAAUACAAUUACCUGCUAAGGCACAUAGAAAUCAGCCAGCUUGGGUAUUGAAAAUCAAUAUAUAAAAGAUGAUAUUUCAUACAAAAACUGGUUUGGUUUUAGAAAAUACUUGUUUACUUUACCAAAAAAUAUAUUUCAUCUAUCACCUUUAUGUUAAUACAUAUGUAAAUUUUUGUGUUGCACGAUUAAAAAAGAAAUAAAACAAUAAAUUGCAUUCUUA